AUGAGCUCUAGUGGAUGCUGCUCCUCUGGAAAGACGGUGUGCUGCAGCCAGCCAUGCCAGCAGUCCAGCUGCUGUGACCCAUGCCAGAAGACCAGCUGCUGUGUCAAGCCAUGCCAGCAGUCCAGCUGCUGUGACCCAUGCCAGCAAUCCAGCUGUUGCGACCCAUGCCAGCAAUCCAGCUGCUGUGACCCAUGCCAGCAAUCCAGCUGUUGCGACCCAUGCCAGCAGUCCACCUGCUCUGUCAAGCCAUGCCAGCAAUCCAGCUGUUGCGACCCAUGCCAGCAGUCCACCUGCUCUCCAUGCCAGCAGUCCAGCUGUUGCAACCCUUGCCAACAGUCCAGCUGUUGCGACCCGUGCCAGCAGUCCAGCUGCUGUGACCCAUGCCAGAAGUCCAGCUCUUGCAACCCAUGCCAGAAGUCCAGCUGCUGUGACCCAUGCCAGCAGUCCAGCUGCUGUGACCCAUGCCAGAAGUCCAGCUCUUGCAACCCAUGCCAGCAGUCCAGCUGCUGUGACCCAUGCCAGAAGUCCAGCUCUUGCAACCCAUGCCAGAAGUCCAGCUGUUGCAACCCAUGCCAGAAGACCAGCUCCUGCAACCCAUGCCAGCAGUCCAGCUGCUGUGACCCAUGCCAGCAGUCCAGCUGCUGUGACCCAUGCCAGAAGUCCAGCUCUUGCAACCCAUGCCAGCAGUCCAGCUGCUGUGUCAAGCCAUGCCAGAAGUCCACCUAUUGCUGCACCCAGCAAUGCCUGCCGUGCAGCCGCUGUGGCUGCAUCUCCUGCUGCUGUGGAUCUCUGUCUUGCUGCUCAACCGUGGUGAAGAAAAAGCCUGUUGUGGUGAGCUGCAGCCCGGUGAGUUACUGCUCUCCCAUGAGAAAGUACUGCGUACCCAUGCAGCAGUGCUGCUACUCGAUCAAAAAGUGCUGCUGACCUCACUUGGGGUAGGAAAAGCAGCUCUGCCAGCUGCCGUCCCUGGAGUGCAACAAGACCAGGCACCACUACAAGGAGAUGACAACCUGCCGUUACU
Messenger RNA from Dromaius novaehollandiae (emu), 1021 nucleotides. RefSeq names its product keratin-associated protein 5-4-like. The record is from RefSeq and is a predicted model, not a curated record. The coding region runs from base 1 to 924 and encodes 307 amino acids. The transcript has 2 exons. NCBI's taxonomy places the organism in Eukaryota, Metazoa, Chordata, Aves, Casuariiformes, Dromaiidae.